Lodderomyces theae is the source of this 1419-nucleotide messenger RNA. RefSeq names its product 4-aminobutyrate transaminase (gene UGA1). Gene Ontology annotation, molecular function: pyridoxal phosphate binding. Lineage: Eukaryota; Fungi; Ascomycota; Pichiomycetes; Serinales; Debaryomycetaceae. Gene Ontology annotation, biological process: GABA catabolic process. The record is from RefSeq and is a predicted model, not a curated record. Bases 1 to 1419 code for a protein of 472 amino acids. The transcript has a single exon. Gene Ontology annotation, cellular component: mitochondrion.
AUGACCAAUCAAUCAAUCUCAGCUCAAUAUUUCCCAGAGGAGCCGAAGGAGCCCGUUGUUAAAACCACCAAAGGUAGCCACUCUAAACAAGCAAUCGACAGUCUAGGCAAGGUGUUUGACGCUCGUAGUGCUUAUUUUGUUGCUGACUAUGGAAAAUCCUUAGGUAAUUACAUUGUUGACGUUGAUGGAAACGUAUACUUGGAUGUUUAUGCCCAAAUUGCUUCAAUUCCCUUGGGUUACAACAACCCUGCAUUAAUAGAGCUUGCAAAAUCGGAAAAAAUGAUUAGAGCUAUCAUCGACAGACCAGCAUUGGGCAACUUUCCAGGUAACGACUUGGAAGAAAUUGUGGCAGACAUUUUAAAGGUUGCUCCAAAGGGACAAGACAAAUUAUGGUCUGGAUUGUCAGGUGCAGAUGCAAAUGAGUUGGCAUUCAAGGCAACUUUCUUCUGGUACCAAGCUCAAAAGAGAGGUUACCACGGUGACUUUACUUCAGAAGAGGUUGCUUCAGUUAUGCACAAUCAAGCUCCUGGUGCUCCAGAAUUAGCCAUUCUUUCAUUCGAACGUGCAUUUCAUGGAAGGUUGUUUGCUUCUGGCUCUACCACAUGCUCCAAACCAAUCCACAAGUUGGAUUUACCAGCUUUCAAAUGGCCAAAGGCUCAAUUCCCAUCUUACAAAUACCCAUUGGAAGAUAACGUCGAAGCAAACAAGAAAGAAGAUGAGAGAUGUUUGCAAAUUGUCGAAGACUUGUUCAAGACCUGGUCCGUCCCCAUUGCUGGUGUCUUGGUUGAGCCAAUUCAAUCCGAGGGUGGUGACAACCAUGCUUCAGCCGAGUUUUUCCAAGGAUUGAGGGAUAUCACCUUGAAACACGGCGCAUUGUUAAUUUUGGACGAAGUUCAAACCGGUGUCGGCGCUACUGGUGUCAUGUGGGCACACGAGAGGUUCAACUUGCAACCACCUCCAGACAUUGUCACAUUUUCAAAGAAGUUUCAGUCUGCUGGUUACUUUUACCACGACCCAGAAAUCACUCCAAACUUAGCCUAUAGACAAUUCAAUACUUGGUGCGGUGAUCCGGCUAGAAUGACUUUAGCAGGCGCAAUUGGUAAGGAAAUUGUCAAACAUGAUUUGACUACGAGGGCAUCAGAGGUUGGUGAUUACUUGUAUAAGAAGUUGGAAAAGUUGCAAGAAAAAUACCCUAAACAUUUGCGUGAUUUGAGAGGAAAAGACAGGGCCACAUUCAUUGCUUGGUCUAUGGAAAACGGUGCUGCUAGAAACAAAUUCUUGAGCGACAUGAAGGAUGCUGGUGUCAACAUUGGAGGAUGUGCAGAGGAUUCAGUUAGAUUAAGACCAACGUUGGUGUUUGAGGAGAGGCAUGCUGAUAUCUUGGUUGAUGCAAUUGAGAAGGUCUUGUCGAGCUACUGA